AUUUCAGCAAUCAACGUCUCCAAACAAACCAAGAAGACAACCCACAACAACAAGCUCAACCAAAGCAACGCAGAGCAAAAGUUGAGCCAUCAGCGCCCCUGUGCGAGUGUGUGUUUGUGACAGGGAGGAUGAAGAGGAGCGCACCGAUGACGCCGAUCACGUCACGAGGGAUGGCGAUGGUGACCGCGGUGGUGAGUUUGGUGGCUGUCGCUGUUAUUGCGGGCAGCGUCACCGCUGCUGCCGUGCCUGUGAACGGCAAGCACGCUGGAGCAACCGUGAUGCACAUGCACCACAGCAUCGAGGCGGCUGCGCACGUGGUGGACUUUGCCAAGGUUGGUGGCGUGGCCAACGACAAGUCCCUCUCUGUCGCGCAGGCAAACAGCAAGCUAAUGAACACGACGCUGGCCAGCCUGGCGCCCGGGGACACGCUGCUCAUUCCAAACACGACCUUCUGGCUCAUGGGCGGCAUCUACGCCACGGGCAUUCGGGACGUGGUGAUCCAGAUUGACGGCACGCUGGCGUACCUGGACGACAUGAAGGCGUGGCCGCGCCACCCCGAUGGGCGCGUGUUUGAGUGCAUGCACCUGGAGAACGUCGACAACAUCACCAUCACCAGCUCCGGCAUGGGCACCAUCGACGGCCACGGCAGCGCGUGGUGGGGCGCGGUGGAGUACCUGCUCAUUGGCGAGAACAGGCCCAAGAUGCUGUACAUCCACAACGCGUCGCAGCUGCUGUUUGAGCACAUCCUGUUCAAGAACUCACCCUACUACCACGUGAUGGCAGAGGACGUGGAGGACGUUGUGAUCCGCUACUGCGACGUGGAUGCGCGGCGCACGGACCGCCCCUACCACGAUCUCUUCGACCUCACCGCCUUCAACACAGACGGGUUUGACGUGGCGGGCAAGAACGUGCACAUCCACGACUGCAACAUCUGGAACGACGACGACUGCAUUGCCGUGAAGCAGCAGACGGGGGACAGCAUCCGCUCCCCGUGCAGCGAGAACAUGCUCUUUGAGCGCAUCAACGCCAGCGGUGUCGGCCUCACCAUCGGGUCCAUCGGCGCCUCCCUCGCGCACACGUGCGUGCGCAACAUCACCUUCCGUGACAGCGUGAUGCACAACACGUUCAAGGGCAUCUAUAUGAAGUCGCGGCCGGAGGAUGACCCGGCAACUGGCUCCAUCUCCGAUGUCCUGUACGAGAACAUCACCAUCUACAACCCGACCCAAUGGGCCAUCUGGAUUGGCCCGCAGCAGGCCGGCUACAAGCACGCGUGCUCGUUGCUGUGGCCGGAGGACCCCAUUGCCAAGUGCCCUGUGCCGAGCAACAUGCACUGGCACAACAUUGUGCUGCGCGACAUUGUUGUGUAUGACCCACUGUGGAGCCCUGGCGUGAUCCUGGGCAACAGCACCAAACCCAUGGAGGCGAUUGCGUUUGACAACGUCAAGGUGGUCAACCCUGGCGUGUACCCGUGGGGCGACAAGUACUACAAGUGCAAAGGCGUCGCCAACUCCACUGCCACGCACGGCACCAACCCAAUUCCCCCGUGCUUUGACCACCACACAAACUGAGCGAGUUGACGGGGCGUGUGGUUGCGUGACGUGUGUAUGCACCAUUGUGUGUGUGUAUGUGUGUGUGUGCGUGUGUGUCUGUGUGUGUGUGUGCGUGUGUCUGUGUGUCUGUGUGUAUCUGUGUGUUUGUGUGGUUGCGCGAUGUAUGUAAGAACGCAUCAAUGAGUGUGUGCUACGUUUGCCGUUGCUUAUCUGUGUUGACCGUGACGGUUCGCUUGUGCAAGUGCCGUCCUUUGCGUGAUCUCCUUUCCUCGGCUUCGUUUUGCCUUUUCGGGUUGUCGCUUCGUUUCGUUGGCUGGCUCCAAUGUUCACAGGCUCGCUUUCCUUCUCGGUGUAUGUGUUGUGCAUUUCCUUGUCAAUUCCAAUGCUUUCAUGUCCACGGCAUUGUGUCUUCCCGUUGUGCUGCCCAGAUGGCAGUGAUCAUGGCCACAAGGGUACCUGAUCACAUAACAAUACACACGUUCAGCUGGCUG
Salpingoeca rosetta is the source of this 2041-nucleotide messenger RNA. RefSeq lists its product as uncharacterized. Lineage: Eukaryota; Choanoflagellata; Craspedida; Salpingoecidae. The coding region runs from base 129 to 1568 and encodes 479 amino acids. The transcript has a single exon. Gene Ontology annotation, molecular function: polygalacturonase activity. Gene Ontology annotation, biological process: carbohydrate metabolic process. The record is from RefSeq and is a predicted model, not a curated record.